This is a messenger RNA of Chanos chanos (milkfish), 4710 nucleotides long. RefSeq names its product insulin receptor substrate 4b (gene irs4b). Gene Ontology annotation, cellular component: cytosol; plasma membrane. The coding region runs from base 241 to 3888 and encodes 1215 amino acids. Gene Ontology annotation, molecular function: insulin receptor binding; phosphatidylinositol 3-kinase binding. The transcript is spliced from 2 exons. NCBI's taxonomy places the organism in Eukaryota, Metazoa, Chordata, Actinopteri, Gonorynchiformes, Chanidae. Gene Ontology annotation, biological process: insulin receptor signaling pathway. The record is from RefSeq and is a predicted model, not a curated record.
UUGGUAGCCAGCUAGGAGGAUAUACCGAUAAUAGAAACUGGUGAAUGUGGUCAUGUUGCAGUUGCUGAGCUUGAAUUCGUGAAGCAUUAGUUGGAUACAUGUUUUCAUGAAGCGGCCCAGGGAAGCCUAUAAUUGGAAGAAGUGAAUCGCGCGUCGCUGCUGGAGACUUGGUCUCCCCAAACAAGAAUGGGGUCUCGGUCCAUAAGGCUAAGGUAAAGUGACCUCAAAUCGCGUUCUCUAAUGGCAAAUUUCACAAAUUACCAAGAAAACAAAGCCGAUAUGUUGAUGUUGGAGACACAACAGAGGGCUAUUGGGACUAAAUCUGGGGCUGCGGCGGCCAACGGCGACACCUCUGCCGGGGAACCCCCUUCUUCCCUAAUUAAUAUCGGCGGCGUUCGUUUCCAUCAACACUUACCGCCCUCCAACCACCAGACUACCCAGUCAAAGGAACCCCACCACGACCAACAGUACCACUACCAAGCACAGCAGCAUUUGGCAAGCGAAAAUCACCAAGAUUCACCGGUAAGAAAACCCUCGUCUUCUUCUAUUAACCCGGUACAUGAGGAUCUCGCUACUACUACAAAUCAAACACAAGCUACCUCUUCAGCUGCCACUGCAAUAGCUGUGAAUGCCGGCACCGCUACUUCAGACGGGGUGGAUGAUAUUAGGAAAUGCGGAUACCUGAGAAAACAGAAACAUGGCCAUAAGAGGUUUUUUGUUUUACGGGCGUCAAGCCAUUUGGGGCCCAGUCGACUGGAAUACUACGAUAGCGAAAAGAAAUUUCGAAACAGCCUUCGCUCCGCUGCCGCUGCCGCCAAUACUGCCGGCUCAUCUGCCGGGACUGCUGUGACCGCCUCUCCCCCGAAAAGAGUGAUUUAUCUAUACCAGUGUUUCACUGUAAACAAAAGGGCGGAUUCUAAGAACAAACAUCUCAUAGCUUUGUAUACUAAAGAUGAGUACUUUGCUAUUGUGGCCGAGAAUGAGCAGGAGCAAGAAGACUGGUACUUAGCGCUGAGUGAACUGAUGAACGAGGGUAAAAAAGGCCACAUGGACGCGGACGAGCUGGACGAUGGCUACGGUACAGUGACCCCAGGUACAGUUUUUAAGGAGGUGUGGCAAGUGAAUGUAAAACCCAAAGGCUUGGGUCAAACUAAGAAUCUGACAGGUGUGUACAGGCUCUGCCUCUCCUCCAAAACCAUUCACUUGGUUAAACUGAACUCUGAGACGCCGUGUGUGAACCUGCAGCUCAUGAACAUCCGGCGCUGUGGGCAUUCUGAAAGUUUCUUCUUCAUAGAGGUCGGCCGUUCCUCCUCUAUAGGGCCCGGGGAGAUAUGGAUGCAAGUUGACGACUCAGUUGUGGCUCAGAACAUGCAUGAAACCAUACUGGAGACAAUGAAGGCGUUGAAAGCCUUCACAGAGUUCCGGCCCAGGAGUAAAAGUCAGUCCUCUGGCUCUAACCCCAUGGCUUUCAUUACCACACGCCGUCACUUGGGUAACCUCCCACCCAGCCAAACGGGGCUCCAGCGGCGGUCACGGACUGAGUCGGUGGUGGGCACACCACCAAGCAGUAAAAGCAGCGGGGCGAGUGGGUACCGCUUUCGCACCUCCAGCGAGGGUGAGGGCACCAUGAACCGGCCUUUCCGAUCAGUGACAGGGAGUCUCAUCCAUCUUAACACGGCUCGUGCCAACCUGGGUCGACAGGAGGCCAGUGGAGCCAGUGGGAGGCACGUAAGGGCACUGCAAGGCACCUACCAUGCCCGCUCAGCCUCACUGCCUGUCUCUCACUUCCCCUCCACCACCAGCCCAGUCAGCAUGUCCAGCAGCAGCGGGCAUGGCUCCGUCUCUGACACGCUCACACGCCCCUCUAGUGCCUCCAUCUGCGGCUCUCCCAGCGACGGAGGCUUCAACUCCUCAGACGAGUAUGGCUCCAGCCCGGGCGACUUCCGAUACUUCCGCGUGCGGAGCAACACGCCGGACUCUCUCGGCAACACGCCGCCCAUCCGUGAAGAGCACUGCCUAAGUGACUACAUGGCCAUGGGCUGGCACCGUGACCUGUUUACGGGGAAUUCGGGGGAAGGCUCUCGGGACGAGAGCGCGGACGAAGAGCUGAGGUCGGGUUCACUCAGAAGACGUACCCCUUCCUUCUCCAGGCAGGUAGGAGGUGGCUCCAGUGCAAGUGUGCCCGUGUACCAGAAGAUGACCCAAACCACUUACUCGCUGGACGAGGCCGUGGCUGAUGGGGGUUCACUAGGUAGCGGGGGACAAGCCACCUCCUCCCCCUCCUCCAUGCGCUCUGACCUCAGCUCCAGCUCCGAACACAGCCAGGGCCGCCCCCCAGCCCUGCGGCCUGCUGACACCAUGAAAGAUGAUGGCUACAUGCCCAUGAUGGCCGGCGUGGUCCCCUCCCCCCGCGAUUCGGACUACAUGCCUAUGCAACCCAGUCCUCAGCUCUCCUUUUCGCCGCUGCUCCAGAGCACCGCCUCUCCUGCCUCGCAGCAGGUGGACUCGCAGGGCUACAUGAUGAUGCUCCCGGGUGGAGUUGGUACGGGGGGUAGCAGCAGCGGUGGAGAUGGCUCUUUGUCACAGACCAGUCCUCACAGUGGUGGCAGGGUUACGGGUCGCAGUGGCCCCGAGUGUCUUGAGAAUGGGGAAUACAUGGACAUGUCCCAGAACAUCCCUGUGGGGACACGGAAGCUCUCCAACGCUGCCUACUACGCGCUCACCGCAUCCGAGGUGUCCAAGUCUCACAGCCCCUAUUUUUCGCUCCCACGCUCAUACAAAGCUCCAGUGAGGGAGCAGCGGGAACACGACGAAUAUGUUCCCAUGAGCUCUCCUGCCAAAACUGUCCGGAAUUCCCAUUCCGCCACUCCCGAGCGGAGCCCCCGGCUCCCACCUGGUGACGCGCCCCUCCAUAACGGCUGCGGGGACCCCGAUCGGACAGACCAUCGUGUCACGCGGCCCACCCGUCUCCCCCUUUCCCGACGUAGCUUCCACGGCUCUCUCCAGGCUAGCGAACAGGUUGCGGCCCCCACCAGCCCCGGUGAGUACAUCAACAUUGAGUUCAGCGACCCGCCCAUAUACCCUAGCUGCCCCUUGUCUACAGAAGGGUCCCCCUCUGCCACCGUGACCUCGAGCAGGGACCAGGAGGAGUCUCCCACCCACCAAGACUACAUGAGUGUGGACACCGACGCCCUUCGGCCCAAAAACCAUUCGCCUCGCCCGUCUUUGGUAGCUCCCUGGAACCCUCCUAGCUACAUCCGCCCCCUGGCUUCCUCCUCCUCUUCCUCCUCCCAGGCGAGCAUCGGACGGUCAGAUGACUACACGCAGAUGACCUUUGGCCUAGGAGCGGAGUCUUCAAGCCCCAGCGGCAUGCUCCGCCUGUGUGCGUUGGAACAACACUACCCUCCAUCCAGCCCUCUUCCUGAGCCAAAGGUCAUCCGCGCCGACCCCCAGGGCAGGCGGAGACACAGCUCGGAGACCUUCACCACGACGCCGGCGGCGACUGGCACGGAUGGAGCCGACGCCAACCCCUCUGCGCCCAACGGCGCCCAACUUGCAGAAGGCGGGAAGUGGCAGAGCUCAGCAUCAUUCGACAGCGUGUGGAUGUGCGUGGAAGGGGCGGCGACCGCGGACGCGGCAGCAACAGCAGCCAUGCCCACCGAGGGAGCGGAGACGGGCGGCAGCUCUGGGAGGACGUGUCACGCUGUAUCCAAGGGUUACCAGAACGGCCUCAACUACAUCGCCCUGGACCUGAAAGAGGACCCAGGACCCGGGAACGACCAUGAUGUACCUCCUUCACCUUCAGCGGUCGCCCCCCACCCAGAGAACGGGGCGUACGCCAGCAUAGAUUUCACCAAAUCAGAAGGGGUGGCAGCCUCGAAAGACUGAAGAUGGGAUGUCCUGCUUUUGCGGAGGUGUAACUGUGCCGCAGGCUGCUUCGGUCAAUCACCAAAUCCACGACGCCAGAUACCACCGUUCCUCCAACACCUCCUCCAGCCGGACUCCAACACUCACCCGCAGCAAAAACAAAGCAACCAGGACUUCAGCCACACAUCACUUUAAUUUCCUUCUGUUCACUUUACCCCCCCCCCCCUCAGAUCUUUAACUGGGGCUGCUCUGUGUGUAUGAGCUCUACUCUUUGUUUCUUAUUGAUUUUAUGAUAUUUUUGGUUUGUAACCAGCACAUAAAGGGAGAAAAACACACACACACACACACACACAUACACAUACACACGCACACACACUGAGACACUGAGACCCGACUCAAGUUUGGUUUAAAAGGUCUACCCAGUUUACAAGCAUUAUACUCAUAAAACUGAUGUUUUAUUUAUUGCCUCUUUAGAUUUCAGGUACUUUUAAGUUCAGUUUUUUUUUCUUUUUCUUGAUACCCACGCAUGAUACUGCUACUGGUACUGCUUUUUGGUAUUUUCAGGGUUUUCUUCGUAAAGCAUUAGACGACCCCCCCCCCCCCCCCACCCCUUUACGUUUCAGUUAGUUAGACGUACGUUCAGUACGAGCGUGUUCCCUGUGCAGUCUGCAUUUUGCAGGAGGCCUGAAAGACUCCCACUCCAGUACUAUCACCGCUCUCUCCCACAAUCCCCUGUGUGUCAGGCAGGCGAUGACGCCCAGGGGUUCCGGUAACCCUUCUCCGGGCCCCAGGUGCGACGUGCUGCACAUUCCUGCUCCGUGACAUGGCCUCGAACGCACCCCU